Messenger RNA from Amphibalanus amphitrite, 5607 nucleotides. Its product is annotated as RING finger protein 17-like. The record is from RefSeq and is a predicted model, not a curated record. NCBI's taxonomy places the organism in Eukaryota, Metazoa, Arthropoda, Thecostraca, Balanomorpha, Balanidae. The coding region runs from base 1 to 4866 and encodes 1621 amino acids. The transcript has 31 exons.
AUGAAGAGUCUGCGGACGGCCUCGCCGUCUCAGGUGCUGGACCCGAGCGAGGUGCAGGAGGCGAUCCGGCUGCACUUCAGCCAGCUGCACGGGCAGCUGCAGCUGCGCGUCUCCCGUUCGCCGGUGAAGGUGCUCGGGCCGGCGUCCGGCGGGUACCGACCCGUCCGAUCUGCUCUCCGUCCCGGCCCGGCCUGUUUCGUCACCGGCAGUAGGGCCCCGAGAAAGUGUGAGGAUGCGCCGGACCGGUCGGAGGCUGCUGCCGAGGAGGGCGUCACGCGGCUCCAGCAGCUGCUCUCUGUGUCUGUCUCCGUGUCUCUGUCUGAUGAGGCUGCUGCCGAGGAGGGCGUCACGCGGCUCCAGCAGCUGCUCUCGCAGGCCGAGCCGGUGCUGGCCGGCGGCGAUGGUGUGGCCGUCACCGCCGACCUGGAGCCCCUGCUGCAGCAGCUGGCGGCCGCCUGCGAGCGGCCCUGCCACCUGCUCUGGGCCGACGGCGACGCAGACGGCGGCCGCGUCAGCUUCCUGGCGGACAAGACGCUGCUGACCUCUAUCGGCGACCACGGGAAGCUGGAGGUGGACAUCGCGCCGCCAGUGCGUCUGCUGUCGGACUCUGAGCUCCCUGCUGACCAUGUCGUCACCGAGAUCACGCCCGAUAUGCUCGCCGAAGAGGAGGAGCCGGUGCGCGACACCACGCCGGCCGUUUGCUCUGAGCCGGCCAUCCCUCCGGCGGCGGCGGCCGGCACUGUGGAGCUGCUGGCCGUCACUGCGUCCCGUCCGCUGCCGCCGACGCCGGCGCGCCCCGGCAGCUCGCCGCGCCCCCCGUCCGACCGCCGACUGGCGGCGGUGUUCCCGGCCCCGGCCCCGGCCCCGGCCCCGGCGCCGCCUGCAGCCGCAGCCGCCGCCGCCAGGGACAGCGGACGCACGGAGGCCGCGGACGGCUCUCUGGCGCCCUUCGGCCAGGAGCGUGUGCUGGUGACCCACAUCAAUAGUCCGUCUCAGUUUUACGUGCAGCGCUGCUGCCAGAACCGCCAGCUGCAGGAGCUGAUGCGGCGCGUGGCGCAGUGGAGCCGAAACCCCGACAGCAAGCGCAACAAACACCUGCUCACGCUGGCCAAAAACGAGCUGUGUCUGUCGCAGUACCGCAGCGAUGGCCGCUGGUACCGGGCCCGCAUCAUAGACGUGUACCCGCCGGGCGAGGAGGGAGCGCCCUUCGAGUACGAGGUGUUCUAUAUCGACUACGGUAACCAGGAGCGUGUGCUGGAGUCCCGCCUGCUGCCCAUGUCCGGCCCGCUGGCCCGCGACCACGACAUGGCUCUGCUCUGCACCCUCUGGGACCUGGUGCCGGCCGGCGGCGCGGCCGCCUGGAGUCCGCGCGCCACACACGCCUUCGCCGAGCUGGUCCGAGGCGAGUCAGUGGCGAUGACCACCAUCAGCGCUAAGCCGGGCCGGCCGCGCGAGGUCGAGAUGCUCAAGAUGCCCAACCGGAACAUUGAGGCCGACUCGCCGCAGUCGGUGCGCGACCACCUGGUGUUCCUCGGCGUGGCCAGCUACGUGGGAGGCGCCGCCGCAAAACGGUCUCGGGCGGCGCCCGGCUCGGGAGUGGCCGCCAGCGCCGGCCGCCGGCCGCCGCCCGCCACCCCGGCCGUCACCGUGGCGCGGAUGGAGAGUGCCACGGCCGACCGGCGCCAGUUCUACGCGCCCGAGCACCUGGCGCGCGGGUCGCAGACGGACGUCCUCGUCAGCCACGUGGACUCGCCGGAGACGUUCUACAUACAGCAGCUGGGCGUCCACGCCGAGUACCUCUCCAAUAUGAUGGACGAGAUCCAGCGAGUGUAUGCCAAGAGCACCAAGCACGCGCUGCUCAACCCGCAGAAAGGUCAGGUGUGCGUGGCCCAGUUCUCGGUCGACGGCAAGUUCUACCGGGCCGAGAUCGAGAUCCUGCUCUCCCACGGCAUGGUGGACGUCUACUACGUCGACUACGGUAACCGCGAGCGUAUCUCGCUGCAGGCGGUGCGCAAAAUCGAGGACAAGUUCAUGGUCAUCCCCAAACAGGCGUUAAAGUGUCGUCUGGCGGACAUCCAGCCGAUGAACCCUCAGUCCGGCUGGGAGGACGCGGUGCGACAACAGCUCAUCGAGGCCACCGACAACUGCGUGCUCAAGAUGUACGUGGACAGCGUGGACUCGAUCUCUCACGUGGUGACUCUGUACAAGUGCCGUUCGGAUGCCGACAUCUGCAUCAACGCCCUGCUGGCCCAGCUCAGCUGCGUGAGAGGCACCGCGCCCAGCACGCGUACGGUCGAGUACACCAAGGUGGGCUGGGAGCCGACACGCGAGGUGCCGGCCGCGUCCGGCUCGUCGGUGGCCUCCUGGCCGCCGUCGGCCGCCCGCCAGUCGUCGGAGCGCACCGGUACAGCGUCACAGUCGUCGGCCGGCGACGCGGCGCCGGUGGCCACCAGUACCGGCUCGCUGGACGUGGCCGUGUGCCACUGCGAGUCGCCGGCCAAAUUCAGCGUCCAGAUCCGCGGCGAGAUCACCACCCUAGAGCGGAUGAUGCGCGAGCUGCAGGAGCUGUACGGCGGCCCGCGGGCGCCCUCCCGGCACGGCUACUCGUGGCGCGCCGGGGACGUGGCGGUGGCGCGGUGCCGCGGCAUCGACCAGCGCUUCUACCGCGUCCGGGUGCUUUCCGUACCGGAGGAGGCCGCCGACCAGGCCAAGGUUCUGCUGAUCGACUACGGACAGACGGCCACCGUUCAGCAGAGUGAUAUCUCCGUGAUGGCGGCUCAGUUCGAGGAGCACCGCGCCUUCGCCCUCGAGUGUCACCUGCACGGCAUCCGGCCGGCCGGAGACCGCGGCGUGUGGACCGGCGUGGCCAGCGAGUUCUUCAAAGACAUGAUCGACAAGUCCAAGAAGCUCUUCCUAGUCUCCAAACUGCCUGCCGGCGGACAGCGUCCCUCUCAGCUCUCCUCGCUGCCGUGUGACCUGGAGGCGGAGGAGCACAAGACGGUCAGCGCGCUGGAGCCGACGCGCCGCAUCCGCACCAGCCUGGCUGGGAAGCUGGUGGAGCAGGGACUGGCCUUCAGUAACAGCCGGUCCGCCAAUCUGUGCGACCCGCUCGGCGCCGCCGCCGCGGAGGAGGCGGGCGGUCUGGCGGCCUCGCUGCAGCCGGCCGUGCGCGGCACCCGUCCACCGGGCGCCGACGGCGAGCUGUCUGCCGACGGCGAGCUGUCCAGCGAGCUGGACGGAGCGGCGGCGGAGACGGGAGCCGGCUCGCGCGCCUCGGACGGCACGCUGGGAGCCGAGGAGCCGGCCACGCCCUGUGAGGAGGAUCAGGAGAUUCCGCUGGGCGCCGACUGGGCCACGCUGCGCGCCGCCGCGGCCGCCGCCGCCGCUGCGGCCUCGUCGGCGGCGGGCUCGUCAGUGGCGGCGGCGGAGGCGUCGGCGGCCCCGGCGCCGGCCGAGGGGUGCGUGACGCCGCCCGGCGAGCCGGGCCGACUGGAGAUGAGCAUGCUGGCGGCCGAGGAGGCGGCCGAGCUUGUGCAGCAGCGCUCGGCAGAGGAGGACUGGCUGCCGGCCGUGGUGCCCAGCGAGACGCGACUGCGCGCCAUCCCCACACACGUCACCAUGGCCGGCUCCAUCUACCUGCACACAUACCCGAGAGGCAAGGAGACGUUGGAUGUGAUAAAGCAGGCGCUGAAGACGCAGUUUGAGGGCUCCCAGCCGCGGCCCUGCGACAGCUACUGGUUUGACGGGCAGCCGUGCAUCGCCAAAUACUACCUGGACGAGGGCUGGUACCGCGCCCGGGUACUGCAGGUACACAAGGAGAAGGUGACGGUGCAGUUUGUCGACUACGGUAACACAGACCGCGUCAGUCCGACUGAGCUGCGCAAAAACAUCAUCAUGGAGUACGUGCCGAUCCAGGCGCUGCUCUGCGAGCUGCACAACAUCGUGCCGCUGGCCGAGGACGGCAACUACUCAGUGAAGGCGCUCAACUUCAUCCACUCCCAGAUCGUGGAGCGCGAGUGUCACGUGGAGAUCCACCACUUCAACGCCGACUCACGACGCUUCUUGGUGUCGAUCCGUUUAGCGCAGAGCGGCCUGGACAUCAGCGAGCUGCUGGUCAAGAUGGGUGACGCGCGCUACAUGACAGACGCCGAGCUGUCGGCGGCGGCGGCCGGCGCCUCGGGCCCGCUGUUGGACGUGCUGCUGCACCGCUCGCCCUACCCGCGGCUGGCGCUGCCGGCCGGCGUGCUGGUGCCCGUCACCGUGGCGGCGCUGCUCAGCCCGGCGCGCCUGCUCGUGCAGCCGCAGCGCGUGGCCGGAGAGCCGAGCCCCCAGCUGCGACUGCUGGCCCAGCACCUGACAGAGAUCGACCAGCUGGCCGACCGGAUGGCGGACGAGGCCGGCGCGCAGCCGCCGCUCGGCGACCCCUGCGUCGGCUCUCCGUGUCUGUCGCUGUACUCGGCCGAUAACGCCUGGUACCGGGCUGUCAUCACCGCGCUGGAGAAGGACCGGGCCACAGUACAGUACGUCGACUGGGGCAACAACGAGACCGUCAGCGUGUCCAGUCUGCGGGAGAUACCGGCGGCGCUGCGCACCCUGCCGGCCUGGACGCUGCUGGUGGAGCUGUGCCGCCUGGCGCCCGCCGACGCUUCCGGGUGGUCGCCGGAGGCCUUCAGUGCCAUGCAGGAGUGCCUCUUCAACCCAGACGUACAGCUCUGGGUGCGCGUCAAGCAGAGUCUGCGGGAGCCGCCGCUUGUCGAGUUGGUUGUGUUCGACGACCCGGCGGCCGCCGAGGUGAAGACCCGCCUCGCCUACCAGUCGGUGGUGGACCGCGGCCUGGUGAAACUGGCCACCCCCACCCACCGCUAGGAGCGCGCUGCCGGGGGAGGGGGGCAGCACCGCGCUGCGGCCUGGUGAAACUGACCACCCCCACCCACCGCUAGCCGCUGCCGGAGGGGACGGCAGUGUUCCGAGGCUGCCCGUCAGUGGAGGGAGCCCACAGGCCGUCAGUGAGGGUAUCUCGCUGACGACCCUGGCCGUCAGUGAGGAGUAUCUCGCAGACCCUGGCCGUCAGUGAGGGGUAUCUCGCUGACCCUGGCCGUCAGUGAGGAGGUGGUGAGCGAGUGAACAGACCCUCGGCUGCCACUGAGAGACACAGUCCACAGCGGUGGCCGGGGCCGGGACCAACAGGAUCAAACUGAACGCCGCGGACGUGUUGUCGCUUAAUCCGGAGUGUCGUUCCGUCGUCGUUACGCCCGGCCGGUGGGCAAUGGUACAACGGCCUGUCGUAGUGCCUUUGCGCCAGCUGUGCGCGGUCGGCCCGCCUUUGCGCUAGCUGUGCGCGGUCGGCCCGCCUCUGCGCCAGCUGCGCGCGGCUCUACGCUACUCUGCGCCAGCUGUGCGUGGUUGGCCCGCCUCUGCGCCAGCGGUGCGCGGUCGGCCCGCCUCUGCGCCAGCUGUGCGCGGUUGGCCCGCCUCUGCGCCAGUUAUGCACGUUUGGUCCGUUAUGGCUGUGUUUAGAGUGUUUUCCCAGUGACAGUUUGACCUAAUGUUUCAGCGACAAACUGCGGAUCUUGUUCAGUUGAGAAGAGAAAUACAUUUCUAUUAUUA